Molecule: messenger RNA, 3831 nt
Organism: Macroventuria anomochaeta
Lineage: Eukaryota; Fungi; Ascomycota; Dothideomycetes; Pleosporales; Didymellaceae
Product: AAA-domain-containing protein
Exons: 2
Coding region: 25-3714 (1229 amino acids)
Biological process (GO): protein import into peroxisome matrix
Cellular component (GO): peroxisome; peroxisomal membrane; cytosol
Molecular function (GO): ATP hydrolysis activity; ATP binding
Source: RefSeq, a predicted model, not a curated record
CUUCACCCUCCACACUCACGCAUCAUGCCGCCGAAGAAGCCGGCUGGCCACGUCGUCCAGGCUGAGGUCGCCCUGCAGCAGUCGCUGAAGAACUGCCUCGUCAACCUCCCUGCGUCGCUUGUCUCGGUGCUUGUGAAUGCGAACGCUGUCGCGCAGAACGUGGUCGUCGAGCUCUCGUACCGCCAAGCCCCUCCGCCUGGCGCUUCAGACACACGCAAUGCAUCCCCGCAGAAGUCGAUAUUCGUGGGAUGGACGGGCAUGCAGAGCAAGCGCAGGCUGGCAGCCGUGGUCGACAGGAACGGCUUGAGAACAAGUGCAACAGCCAGUCAGCAGGACGUUCCCGCUGUCGAGGUCGAUGCGACGUUCGCCAGGCUCGUCGGGCUGAACGAAGGUCAGAAAGUGGGGAUACAGUUGCACUUGGACCCCCCGCAGGCGCAUACUAUCAACAUUGAGCCCUUGACCCCAGUCGACUGGGAGAUGAUAGAGCUUCAUGCUCAGUUCCUCGAACUCAACUUCCUCUCCCAGAUUCGCGCAUUGCCAACCCCCCAGGCGCAGACACCACAUCCAUUGACCCUCCACCUCUCCCCAACAACCACCGCAAAUAUCAUCGUGACCUCGGUCGCGCCUGCGCCGCCAGCCGGUUCGCUCUUCGUCAAGAUCUCUCCUGACGCCGAAGUCAUCGUUGCGCCAAAGACGCGCCAGAAGUCAGAUGGAAGUUCAGCAAACCGAGAAAGCAGAAGCGUUGGUGCGGCGUCGAGAAAGAGUGGGAAGAGUGCCGCAAGCACCGUGCGGCGCCGAAGCGGUAGAGAUGAAGUUGCUAGCAAGGGUGCAGUGUUCCUUCGAGGCGUUGACCGCAGCGUGGCUCACGAGUGGUUCGACGAAGACGAAGAUGCAGAUGCAGAUGGCCUCAAGCUCUGGGUGGACAAGGACGUACUUUGGACAAAAGCGCUCAGAGGAGCAACAUGGGUUUCUGUGGCUAUCAUCAAGCCUGCAGGACUGCAAGAGCCGGUGGACAUGUCGAAAGAGCAGGACCAAGAAAGACCUGCUGCUCGUGUAGUUGCGAGGAUAGGGACGUGGGAAGAUGCGCCAGACAGCCGGCAUGUUGCACUCUCGGCUGACCUCUGCAAGGUUCUGGGUUUCGAAGGCUUCGUUGGCGGGCUAGUUCGCAUCGAAGGCGCCCCAAGUCAGACGCCAAAACCGUCGGCCAUCAAGCCAUCAAACCCAGCUUCCAAAGACGCAAAGGAGGCAGUCGUCAAAUCCAUCAAAGUCAUACCGUUCGCUUCGGCCGCGUCACUGGGCAAUGCAAACCUCAGGUUUGGUGGCGAAUCGAAACAGGAGCAGGAAGAUGCGAUACAAAGGCUGAAGACGAUAUACGGCAAGAAGAAUGGUCUUUUGGAUGGUCCCGUCACAGACGGCAUGAUACUACCCCCACUUUCAGACUCAGAGUCGAGCUGGCAAGGAGGCAUUGUCAAGUUCGAGCCGUCGCAACCCUCGAGCGGAGUCUCGUGGGUGCUCUUCCCCGAACGAAAACCGACUAUCGAACUGGGACCUGAGAUCGCGACGCCAUCGAGCUGGGCCAAGGGCUGGCAGCAGGGUGGUCCAUUACCCAAGAGCCCCCAGGAACUAGUUGGCAUCGAUCCUCUCAUCGAUCAGCUGCGCUCACACUUGACACAUAAUUCGUCCGUCUUGCUCAGUGGUGGACUAGGGGCCGGUAAAUCGGACUGCGCGCAACUACUUGCACACCAAUUACGAACAGAAUAUCUCUUCAACGCCAUCUACUUCCCUUGUCGUAAACUGGUAACGGACGAAACAAGAGUAGCGACUAUCAAGGAAACACUAAACAGACUUUUCGCGACUGCAGCCUGGAGUGCAAGGUCGGGUGGUAACGCUGUAGUGAUUCUCGAUGAUCUUGACAAGCUUUGUCCAGUAGAGACCGAGCUUCAAGUGGGUAAUGAGAACGGCCGCAGCCGUCAUGUCAGUGAGAGCAUCGUCUCCAUCGUAAGACAGUAUUGCUCGAUCGGCUCGGGAGUAGUACUUCUUGCCACAGCGCAAGGGAAAGAGGCACUGAACAAUGUUAUCGUUGGCGGCCACAUCGUCCGUGAAAUGGUCAGCUUGAAGGCGCCAAACAAGGACGGAAGACGGAAGGUGCUCGAGCAGCUAGCAUUCAAGGAUGCCAAACCUCAGUCACAACUACAGACAAACGGUCACGCUUUCCCACCAUCACCAUCGAACAGUCGGCCAAGCACAUCACACCGCAGCCAACCUAGCGAUGGCAGCAUACAGCACAAGAAAUCAGACGACUACGGCUUUGUCGUCGAUUGCACCAUCGACUUCCUCGACCUCGCCGGUCAGACGGACGGGUACAUGCCAGGGGAUCUUGUCCUUCUCACCUCAAGAGCCCGUAACGAAGCUCUCAUCCGCUCAGUCAGCGAUUUAUCGAACACCGUCACCUUGACAAGAGAUGACUAUGCAGCGGCAAUCAAAGGCUUCACCCCAGCCUCACUUCGAAACGUAACGCUGCAGUCCUCGACAACCAAAUGGGACUCUAUCGGCGGCUUGACAGCAACACGGCAGACCCUUCUCGAAACACUGCAGUAUCCCACUACUUACGCACCAAUCUUCGCUCAGUGCCCGCUGCGGCUACGCUCUGGUCUGUUGCUCUAUGGCUUCCCCGGCUGUGGUAAGACACUGCUUGCAUCCGCUGUAGCAGGAGAGUGUGGUCUCAACUUCAUCUCUGUCAAAGGUCCCGAGAUUCUCAACAAAUAUAUCGGCGCAUCUGAGAAGUCCGUCCGCGACCUCUUCGAGCGCGCCGAGGCCGCACGACCCUGCGUCCUCUUCUUCGAUGAAUUCGACUCCAUCGCACCAAAGCGUGGCCACGACUCCACCGGCGUCACAGACCGCGUCGUCAACCAGCUGCUAACACAAAUGGAUGGUGCUGAAGGCCUCAGCGGCGUCUACGUCCUCGCCGCAACAUCGCGCCCCGACCUCAUCGACCCCGCGCUGCUGCGUCCAGGCCGUCUCGACAAGUCCCUCCUCUGCGACAUGCCCGACGUCGAAGAGCGCAUCGACAUCCUCAAGGCCGUAACCCGCAAACUCCACCUCGCGCCCAGCGUCCUCUCCACCUCCCCUAUUGGCCAAAACCUCCGCGAGAUCGCCCAGCGCACAGAAGGCUAUUCCGGCGCCGAUCUGCAAGCCGUCGUCUACAACGCGCAGCUCGAGGCCAUCCACGACGUGCUCGGGGACACGGAUCUCAGCGCGUCGCCCAAGGGCAAGAAAGGUGCUGAGGCGAAGGGAGAUGCGAAGGGGAUACCGGACUUCAGCUACUUCCGGUACGGCGACUCUUCCUCUCCCUCGGAUUCGAACGCGACUUCGUCCCUCGCGACUUCCCAUCAGCUCACUGAGCGCGCCCUCAUCGCCCAGAAAAUCCAGGCCCUGCAGGCCCUCCGCCGCAAGCAGAAAGCUCUCGCGCGUCCGCAGAGCAGCGGAAAGGAUAACAAUGACGACGACGUGGGUGAAGAGGAGCAGGAGAGGAAGGAGCCGGAGAUUCAAUGGAAGCAUAUCGAGAGCUCGUUGAGCAGCGGACGAAGUAGUAUUAGUGCGCAGGAGAGGCAAAGGUUGGCGAGGAUUUAUAGAGAAUUCGUUGAGGGACGGGAUGGGAAUUUGCCCAGUGGGCAGGGAGGAAAUGAGAUUGGGGGGCGGACGAGUUUGAUGUAGAGAUCUGCUGAUGAUGAUGAUGAUGAUGUUUAGAUCUGGUGUGGUUGUUGUGUGGUGUUCAUGGCAUGUUGAUGUAGCACCUUGACCGUUGUAUAGCUGGAUGUAGAUCUAUCGUGU